Messenger RNA from Sebastes umbrosus (honeycomb rockfish), 9951 nucleotides. Its product is annotated as sodium channel protein type 4 subunit alpha-like. The transcript is spliced from 32 exons. Gene Ontology annotation, biological process: neuronal action potential; membrane depolarization during action potential; sodium ion transmembrane transport. Gene Ontology annotation, cellular component: axon; plasma membrane; voltage-gated sodium channel complex. Gene Ontology annotation, molecular function: protein binding; voltage-gated sodium channel activity. The record is from RefSeq and is a predicted model, not a curated record. Lineage: Eukaryota; Metazoa; Chordata; Actinopteri; Perciformes; Sebastidae. Bases 1522 to 7503 code for a protein of 1993 amino acids.
GUCAGAAUUAUACAAUUUAGUUGUUUUUUAUUGGUUUUAUACUGUGCACAAUGGUAGAAUGUGAUGAUGCACAGGGUAAAUGUCAUGGUUAAAGGCUCUAUUGUGUGCUCAUAGCCUCCUGUAGUGGAUAUCAGGAGGAUUUUAUAACCAGAUUCACUUUCAAGAGGUAGAAAACACAUUCGGCACACUUUGGGUAUCCAAGUGUGCCAAAUGGAGAGUCCUCCUGGUCCUAUCCUCACUAAAACCUUUGCAGAAUCUAUGUGCUUUGUGUUAUUUAUGUCUAGUUUGGCUCAGUUGUAGUGGAGGAGUUGCUGCGUCUCUGUGCACGGCGUCGUUGCUAUAAUGGUGUUAUCCACUGUCUGAUCUAGAAAACAUUUUAAGGUGAGGAUAAAAAUGUUAAUUUUUCCUCGCCUUAAAGUGUAGUUCAUCCCAGUUUCCUCAGGCACAGUAACAGUCACAGUGUUACUGACACUGGGGAUGAAUCCUCUGAGGUCUUACCUCUCCAUAGAGACCCAGAUCAUGCAGAAAGACCUGCUAGUUUUGGAGCUAUUACAGAUUUAUUUCGGGAGAGCUGGGGAAAAUGCAGUCAUUGCAUUUCACUGUACUUUUAAAUGCAUAUGACAAAUAAACUUGAAAAAAGAAGAGAAGUGACAGCUCCAGAUAAACGGGAUUUAGGGUGUAACCUCGCGAUACUUCCUCUCUCUCUCUCUCUCUCUCUCUCUCUCUCUCUCUCUCUCUCGCUCUCCCUCUGUCCUCGUCCAGCCUACAGACCAGACCACCGACCUACAGACGCAAAAAAACACUCCGGUCUGACGGUGAAACUUCACACUUUUUUCCUCCUUUAUGAAUAAAUUUCUCCAAAAAGAAAAAAACAAAACAAUAAAAGCAACAGCAGCUGGAGACGCGACUUUUAUUUUGGAGGUCUUUAGUUAAUUAUCACACCUGAGAAGGAUGAGGAGGAGAAAUUAAACAAAACAGUUUUGUUUUUUUGCUGAAGUAUAGGAGUGUUUCUUUUGAGGUGGAGUAAAACAGAAAGCUGAAGCCGGAUGAAGGAUUAAAUCUGGGCUGAAGUUGUGUGAAGAGAUGCUGGAGGAGGAACCGGAGCAGCAGACGGAGUGAAGCAGUGAAGCAGUCCGGUGCGCACUCACCCAUCUCCGGCUGGACCGGAGCGCUCAGACCGCUCCUCCACCUCCACCAGCUCCUCAUCCUCUACUGCUGCUGCUGGACGGACACUUCUUCUUCAUCACUCUGCUUGGAUGUAAAACCACUUCUUCUUCUUCUUCCUAGAGUUUUUUUUUUUUGUUUUUUUUCAAACACUUUUGUUCAUCGGAGUUGUUGCGCUCAUGGAUCCGCCUCAGUGCGCCUCCUCUCCGGGUUGGAUCUGGCAGCUGUGAGCUGUGGAGCUUUGGAGAGGUGAUGAUGAUGAUGGUGGUGUCACAUCCAAACUAACCCGCAGUUAUUAACGCAGGAGUUUCACAUCUGGUAUACUGGGCCAGUCAGCAGCAGGAUCAGGAUGAGAAGAUGGCUGGCUGUGUGUUUCCAAUGGGACCAGAGAGCUUUCAGCGCUUCACGCCGGACUCCCUGGCUGCCAUCGAGCAGCGCAUCGCCCAGGAGCGGGCCCGACGCAGCAAACACUACCAGGAGGACCUGGGUGACGUGGUGCUCCCCCGGGCCCGGGCCGACCUGGAGGCAGGAAAACAGCUGCCGCGCAUCUUCGCCGACAUCCCGUCUUCUCUGGUGGGCGUUCCCCUGGAGGACAUCGACCAGUACUACUCCAGAGGCAGGAGGACCUUCAUAGUCCUGAACAAAGGGAAGGCCAUCUUCCGUUUCAGUGCCACAUCAGCUCUCUACAUCUUCAGCCCGUUCCACCCGAUCCGCAGAAUCGCCAUCAGGAUCCUGGUCCACUCGUUAUUCAGCCUGUUCAUCAUGUGCACCAUCCUGACCAACUGCUGCUUCAUGGCCAUGUCGGAGCCGGCCUACUGGGCCAAAUACCUGGAGUACACCUUCACAGGUAUCUACACCUUCGAGUCCCUCAUAAAGAUCUUGGCGAGGGGUUUCUGUUGGGGACCCUUCACCUUCCUGAGGGACCCCUGGAACUGGCUCGACUUCAGCGUCAUCGCCAUGGCAUAUGUGACUGAGUUUGUGGACCUGGGUAAUGUGUCAGCCUUAAGGACGUUCAGGGUGCUGCGAGCGCUCAAAACCAUCUCUGUCAUCCCAGGCCUGAAGACCAUCGUCGGCGCUCUGAUCCAGUCGGUGAAGAAGCUCGCCGAUGUCAUGAUCCUCACCGUCUUCUGUCUGAGCGUCUUCGCCCUCAUCGGCCUGCAGCUCUUCAUGGGAAACCUGCGGCAGAAGUGCGUCCGCAGCACGGCGCACUGCGUCAACGGCAGCCUGGCGGCCAACACCACCUUCUACUGCAACAACAAGACCUGGACCUCCCUGAAGGACUUCAUCAACGACGAGGACAACUUCUACAAGGUGGAGGGAGCCAAGGAUGCCUUAAUCUGUGGGAACAGCAGCGACGCAGGGAAGUGCCCAGAUGGGUUUGACUGUCUGAAGGCGGGAAGGAACCCCAACUACGGCUACACCAGCUUCGACAGCUUCGGCUGGGCCUUCCUGUCCUUGUUUCGCCUGAUGACACAAGACUACUGGGAAAACCUCUACCACCAGACGCUGCGUUCGGCCGGUAAGACCUACAUGGUGUUUUUCGUGGUGGUGAUCUUCCUGGGCUCCUUCUACCUGGUCAACCUCAUCCUGGCCGUGGUCGCCAUGGCGUACGAGGAGCAGAACCAGGCGACCAUCGCAGAGGCCUGCCAGAAAGAGCGGGAGUUUCAGGUGGCCAUGGAGCGGCUGAAGAAGGAGCAACAGGUUGCCGCGCAGAAAAUUCUCGACUCGGAUUCGCUGAUGUCACCGGAACUCUCCCCGUUCGGCCUGCCAUUGGACAGCAUGGAGGAGCGGAGGCGGAGUCAGGCGCUGGUGGGCGUGGCCGAGGUGGAGGUGAACCUGUCGGAGGAGAAGCUGCUGCAGGUGGACAUGACGGAGGGGGGGAAGCCGCUCCACCCUCUCCUCGCUCGAUCUUUCUCCACGAGGACGCGGCGAAGCAGUCAGGUGUCCUCCAUCUUCAACUUCCGUUUGAGGAGCCGGGGGUCGGAGGGGGAGAUGGCCGAUGACGAGUACAGCGUCCCGGGUGACGUGAUGGAGGGCGUCGGGGGUCGGACCUACAGCGGCGGGACCUUCAGUGGCAUCCUGCCCCACCCGUGGCCCAAACGACGACCGAGCACCUACAGCAACGCCAGCAGGAACUCCCAGGUGUUUUAUCCGACUCUGAACGUCAACGGGAAACUGUUUGUUGCCAUGGACCAGAACGGGGUUUCCCCACCGCCGCUGCAGGGCCAGCUGCCUGCCUGCACCAUGGAGAAGGUCAAGGAGGAGAGCGUCCCCACGUCCACCACAGAGCUCAGUACGAUGCUGUUACCUCGUCCUUCGUCCACACAAGAUUCAGUGCGGAGGGGGAGGGCGCUCAGCGCUGCCAGCUACCUCACGGACGCCAUGGAAGAGCUGGAGGAGGCCCAUAAGAAAUGCCACCCGUGCUGGUACGUGUUCGCCCACCAGUACCUGGUGUGGGAGUGCUCUCCCCGCUGGCUGAGGCUGAAGCAGCUGGUGAAUAUCAUGGUGAUGGACCCCUUCCUGGACCUCGCCAUCACCGUCUGCAUCGUCCUCAACACGCUCUUCAUGGCCAUGGAGCACUACCCCAUGACCGACGAGUUCAACGGCAUGCUGAGCAUCGGAAACCUGGUGUUCUCGGGGAUCUUCACAGCAGAGAUGCUGCUGAAGAUCAUCGCUCUAGAUCCGUACUACUACUUCCAGACGGGCUGGAACAUCUUCGACAGCAUCAUCGUGUGCCUCAGCCUCAUGGAGCUCGGCCUGUCCGACGUGGAGGGACUCAGCGUGCUGCGCUCCUUCAGACUGCUUCGCGUGUUCAAGCUCGCUCGCUCGUGGCCGACCCUCAACACCCUGAUCAAGAUCAUCGGCAACUCCAUGGGCGCUCUGGGCAACCUGACGCUCGUCCUCGCCAUCAUCGUCUUCAUCUUCGCCGUGGUCGGCAUGCAGCUGUUUGGUAAAAACUACCAGGACUGCGUGUGUAAGAUCUCGAAGGACUGCGCUCUUCCUCGCUGGCACAUGAAAGACUUCUUCCACUCCUUCCUCAUCGUCUUCAGGGUGCUGUGCGGCGAGUGGAUCGAGACCAUGUGGGACUGCAUGGAGGUGGCGGGUCAGCCGCUGUGCAUCCUGGUCUUCAUGCUGGUCAUGGUCAUCGGGAACCUGGUGCUGUUGAACCUCUUCCUGGCUCUGCUCCUCAGCAGCUUCAGCUCUGACAACCUGUCCGCUCCAGACGACGACGGCGAGAUGAACAACCUGCACAUCGCCAUUCACAGGAUCACCAGAGGCCUGGCCUGGUGCCGCAGACAGGUAGUGGAUUUCUUCAACGGGAACCUGAAGCGUCGUCGUCAGAAGAGGAAGGAGGCCAAAGCCAUGAUGAAGCUCAAACGGCUGAGUACCAUCCACACCGAGGCCAACGGAGCUGUCAUAGGCCGCCACGUCGAGAAGUACGUGGUGCCGGAGGACGACAGCUACAUGACCAACCCCAACCUGACCAUCAGCGUCCCCAUCGCCCCCGGAGAAUCCGACGUGGAGUUCCCAGAGGAGGAAGAGGAGGAGGAGGAGGGGGAGGGGGAAGAGGAGCAGAGCGAGGGAUCCGAGGAAGAAGAGGAGGAGAGGGAGGAGCAGAAAGACGACAUCAGCCUAUCAGAGGGCAGCACGGUGGACCUGAGGAAACCUGGAGAGGAAGAGGACGAGUACUCAGAGAUGGCUGAAGAGGCCAUGGACCCCGACAACUGCUUCCCAGACUUUUGCGUCUCCAGGUUUAAGUGCUGUGACAUCGACACCACGGCGGGUCUCGGUCAGACCUGGUGGAGACUGAGGAAGACCUGUUACCAGAUCGUGGAGCACAGCUGGUUCGAGUCCUUCAUCAUCUUCAUGAUCCUCCUCAGCUCCGGAGCGCUGGCCUUCGAGGACAUCUACAUCGAGCAGCGGCGGGUGGUCAAGGUGGUGCUGGAGUUUGCAGACAAGAUCUUCACCUACAUCUUCAUCCUGGAGAUGUUGCUCAAGUGGCUCGCCUACGGCUUCAAGAAGUACUUCACCAACUACUGGUGCUGGCUGGACUUCCUCAUCGUCGAUGUCUCUCUGGUCAGUCUGGUGGCCAACACGUUGGGUUAUUCAGACUUUGCAGCCAUCAAGUCCCUGCGGACGCUGCGGGCCCUGCGACCCCUCAGAGCCCUCUCCAGAUUUGAAGGCAUGAGGGUGGUGGUGAACGCUCUGAUCGGGGCGAUUCCCUCCAUCAUGAACGUGCUGCUGGUCUGUCUCAUCUUCUGGCUCAUCUUCAGCAUCAUGGGCGUCAACCUGUUCGCCGGCAAGUUCGGCCGCUGCGUCAAUCGCACCGGCCACAUCUACGAGUCCUCCUUCAUCAACAACAAGUCCGAGUGCGAGGCGCUCAACGACACCUCGCUCUACUACUGGACCAAGGUCAAGGUCAACUUUGACAACGUGGGGGCCGGAUACCUGGCGCUGCUGCAAGUGGCAACCUUCAAAGGCUGGAUGGAGAUCAUGUAUGCGGCGGUGGAUUCACGAGCUGUCGAGGAGCAGCCUAUCAAGGAGGUCAACCUGUACAUGUACCUGUACUUCGUCAUCUUCAUCAUCUUCGGCUCCUUCUUCACCCUCAAUCUCUUCAUCGGCGUCAUCAUCGACAACUUCAACCAGCAGAAGCGAAAGUUAGGAGGACAGGACAUCUUCAUGACGGAGGAGCAGAAGAAGUACUACAACGCCAUGAAGAAACUGGGAUCCAAGAAACCCCAGAAGCCCAUCCCCAGACCUACGAACUCUGUGCAGGGCUUCUUCUUCGACCUGGCGGCGAAGCAGGCGUUCGACAUCAUCAUCAUGGUGCUGAUCCUCUUCAACAUGAUCACCAUGAUGGUGGAGACGGACGAGCAGUCGCCUCAGAUGGAGAACAUCCUGAACAAGAUCAACCUGGCCUUCAUCAUCGUCUUCACCUUCGAGUGCCUCACCAAGAUCGUGGCGCUGCGAUGCUACUUCUUCACCGUCGGCUGGAACAUCUUCGACUUCGUGGUCGUCAUCCUCUCCAUCGUCGGUAUCGUGCUCGCCGACAUCAUCGAGAAGUACUUUGUGUCGCCAACGCUGUUCCGAGUGAUUCGAUUGGCCCGUAUCGGACGGAUUCUGCGUCUCAUUAGAGGCGCCAAGGGCAUCCGGACGUUACUGUUCGCCCUCAUGAUGUCCCUUCCUGCUCUCUUCAACAUCGGGCUCCUGCUCUUCCUGGUCAUGUUCAUCUACGCCAUCUUCGGCAUGGCCAACUUCGCCUACGUGAAGCGGCAGGCGGGGAUCGACGACAUGUUCAACUUCGAGACGUUUGGGAACAGCAUGAUCUGCUUGUUCCAGAUCACCACCUCGGCCGGCUGGGACGCCCUGCUCAGCCCCAUCCUCAACAACUCCCCCGAGGAGUGCAACUCCAACAUCCCCCACACCGGCACCACCGUCCGGGGCAACUGCGGGAACCCGUCGGUGGGCAUCACCUUCUUCGUCACCUACAUCAUUAUCUCCUUCCUCAUCGUGGUGAACAUGUACAUCGCCAUCAUCCUGGAGAACUUCAGCGUGGCCACGGAGGAGAGCACCGAGCCGCUGAGCGAAGACGACUUUGAGAUGUUCUACGAGGUUUGGGAGAAGUUCGACUCAGAGGCCACGCAGUUCAUCGAGUACGCCAAGCUGUCCGACUUUGCCGACUCGCUCUCGGAGCCGCUGCGCAUCAGCAAGCCGAAUAAGAUCAAACUGAUCUCCAUGGACCUGCCCAUGGUCAGCGGCGACAAGAUCCACUGCCUGGACAUCCUCUUUGCCUUCACCAAGCGCGUUCUGGGCGAGUCGGGCGAGAUGGACGCCCUCAAGCAGCAGAUGGAGGAGAAGUUCAUGAUGGCCAACCCGUCCAAGAUCUCCUACGAGCCCAUCACGACGACUCUGAGGCGGAAACAGGAAGAGGUCUCCGCCACGGUGAUCCAGAGGUGCUACCGCAGACACCUGGUGAGGCGGCAGCUGAAGGCCGCCUCCUACUUGUACCGCCAGAUGACCACGCCUCGGCACGCGGAAGAGGACAGCGAAGAGGGAGGCGAGGGGACGUUUGAGGACGCGCCCGAGAAGGAAGGGCUGAUCGCCGCCAUGAUGAGGGAAAACUACGGCUCCAGUUUGUUAGGGAUGGAGCGCUCCGAGACAAUUUCCACCAUCUCGUCCCCGCCGUCCUACGACAGCGUGACGCGAGCCACGUCGGAGAUCUUUCACCCGCUCGCCGUCCAGCCAGAAACAAUAGCUGUCGACACCGCCGGCAGCGAACCGAGCGAACAAUCGCCGUCGUUGGUCGACCCUGACAGACGGCAGGACACUGUACCGUAGCGGGAACCAAAAAGCAAAAAAAAAAUGUGAGGAUAUCCUCGUCUGGGUUUGUUUACUGAAUGUACCGUAGCGGAGGAGGCGGUGGCGGUGGCGGUGGCGGUGGCGGCGGCGGCGGAGAGAAGCUAUGAGCGAGGACCUGCAGGAGCAAACAAAGUGGAAUAUUUACUACCUUUAAUGUUACUUCCUGUUCCCCGCAGAGAUUCCUGGACUCGUUUUUGGGGUUUCUUAAAGGGAAGCAGAGAAACUGCAAAGACAGAGAAGUCGACUCUGCCUUCGUCGGAGUAAAAGACCUCUCUGGUGUCGACCGGAGCCGAGGGUUCGGAACGCCGGCUGACCUUUGACCUCGGCUACAGGUGGGUCAGAGGGGUCGGAACAACUAUAUCAGAUGUAUCCAUCAUUUAUUGGCCUGGGGGGGUCCGUGCCUUCCCACAGUUGAUCAAUAUUCUCAGAGUACGCCUGGCUGUAGGAGUGACGCUGUUCCUGGUGGUGUUUCUGACGGACUGAGACUCGAGAGAGGAGGGAAAAUAAUGACGGCGUGAUUUAAAAACAAAUGUUUUCGUAGUAAAAGUAUAACUUUGUUGAUGUUACCAGUCUUUUAAUAGCGGUACGAUUAUUACUAUUUUUUAUAUUUUUUAGAGUAAGUUGAAAAAGAAAAAGUCUCUCUCUCUCUUUUGGACUUUGGAGUGGCACUAGCUGUGAGGAAGAGGCUGAACUACCACGUUGUGAUAGACGAGAGGAGAGGGGGGGUGCGGUCAGGAAAAACACAAAAAAAACCUGAGAAGCAACUUCAUCUGUUUUUGUUGGCAGUUUUUUUGCACUUUUAAGUUUACAUGUUCUGUCACUUUAACCACACCGGGGCAAAGACACAUUGAAAUAAGGGGGCAGGGACGUAUUUAUAUUUCCUCUGAUGAGAUAACACCAAAAAAAUAAUACAAGUGCACAAUGAGAUUUUUCUACGCGGUCCCGGACUCUUCCGAUAUGUGUUUUGCCCCGGUGGUGAACGUCCUCAUGUCCCGUCAGUUUUUACGCCGGUGGGUGAUUUGUCCAAAAGGUCUUCUCAGACUUCAUGAACUGAAGACUCAUAUUCCUGCUGCGAUACGACGCUGCACGAGGAAACAGAUUGGAGGUUACCGGCUUGUAGUCAAGGAUUGUAGCACCCAAUAAUGUAGUAAUCUCCUGAAACUUUAAUAGAAUUUGCACUUAAGUACGGAAGUUACGUGACCAAUAAGUCAACGUUUGGGUUAAAAUAACAACAGAAGUGGCGUUACUUAAGUACGGAAGUUAAUAAUAAUAAUGAUAAUUCAUUUAAUUUAUAUAUCACAUUUUAAAAUUCAGUGAAAUCUCAAGGUACGUGACGAAUCAAUUAUCAAAAAAUUGUAAAAUGUAAAAACGUUUCAGGAAAUUAUGACGUUAUUGGAUGCUCACUGAUCAACGACGUCUGAUUUGGAAAGGAAUAAGUGUUCCGAUACGUCGUAGUUAAGUUAAAUCAAAUUAAAUCUUUAAAACUCUUUCAGAAUUUGGUGCAAAAAUUAAUUUUUUUAAAUUCAAAACAAUUUAAUAAAGCUCUGCUCAAAAACGAAUCUAUUAAUGAAACAACAUUCAUAUCAUAACACCUCAGGUUAAUGUUCCUUCUUUAAAGAAGGAUAAAUAUUGUUCAGUAAAGUUGUUGGUCUAUCAGAGGAGUUAAUGAUCCUGAACCAACUAUUCAGCCACAACUUGUUUUGACAAAUCACCCGCCGUCAUCAUCGUAUAUCCAUCUGGUCUGGAGUCUGGCUCGGCACACACACGAGAUCUGGAGGCUAAACGGGCUUAAGGAUCUUGGAGGUGUCGGCCAGCCUUCACCAGAGAGCGACAAUCAGCUCAGCACAUCAGCAUCGCCUUGUUUAGUUUCAUGAGAAGCUUGUUGCCGUCGCCGGCGUCAGUGUCUGGAAAAAAACUCCUUAUAAAAAGUGUUUCCCUGCAGCAGAUUAUCAGAAUAGAGACAGUCACACAUGCGUCAAUUAACCUUCGCCUCACAUUUACUUCCAUUCUGUGCGAGCGAAGGAGCAAAAAUCGAUUCCGGUUGUGAAGCAAAUUUGCAUCUUCGGAUUCACGAAUAUCGCCUCGCUUCACCUCGAUGGUCACUCGCUUGCGUUCUUGUAUGUGUGACGGUGCCGUUAUAUACAGUCUGAAUAUUUCUUCAGGUAAAUUAACAUUAACAGUCAUGACUACGGAUGUUAAUAAUUAACCGUUUAACCCCCGGGGGUCAGCGACCUGCGUCUCCGGAGCAACAUGCUCCGCCUCUUUAGCUCCUAUUUACAUUUUCAUUUCUAUUGAUCAUUGUUGUAGGUCUAUGGUACGGCGGUACGGCGGUACAGCGGUACGGCGGUACGGCGGUACGACAGAGUAUUAGGGCCACAUUGAGGAAACAAAAUAAAUCUGAGAUUUUGAGAAUAAAGUCAUAAUAUU